CUGUUACACCUCCAUCAGUGGUUCUGCCCUUGUAAACACCCAGCGGGGAGGGUGCCCUGGGCUAAGGGUCCCAAUUUGCUCCUCCUGCAUUUAGCACUAAAGAACUGGGUUUGGCAGACUAUACAGCCCUGCCCCCACCCUUCCCCCUCCUCUCCCAUCCCUCCCCCAUCUAGCUCCGUCCCCUGCUGCUUGUAGGCACCUCCACCGCCUUUAUUCUCUCCCUCCAAAGAAAUCCCUUUCCCUCCAGUGCAGGCAGCUGCUCCCCACUCCGCCCCCCAACCGCCUGACUCUUAGAGGAAGUAAAGAAUGCUUGGAAUGCCCCCCUCGUCGGCCGUCCCUCUCCACCCCCUGCAGAGCAUUCCCCGGACUCCCGCUCCAUUGAGAAACUCCCAGGCUCUGAGGGCUAGGAUGAAAGGGAGGAUAAGGACAAAGUGCAGGCAGGCAGCCGGCUGGCUCCAGCUUCAAGCAGGCUCCCUCCCCCAUACCUCCCCCGGCUCUGGUGUUCGCAGGCCCCCAAACAGUCUGCUCCCCGUACACCUGCCCGCCUGCCGGUUUGGAGCAUCUGCACUGCCCUCCCCCUCCCUGUAUCUGGGGAGCUGGCAAAGUUGCUGAGUCUGGGGAAGAAGUGGGGAGGCCAGGCAACUAUGGGAUCAGGAUGGGAGAGUAAACAAGAAACCGUUUAGGCUACAAAUGGGGUAUUUCAGUCUGAUAAUUUUGAAAAGGCUCCACAUCUCCUGGUGAUGGGGUUCCCACCUCCAGCCUUUUCAUGGAGACUUUUCAAAGCUCUUCCAGCCCCGAGGCUCCACCACUUGAAAACAAGGCAGGUCCAGCUGAGGGCUGGAGCUCUGGGCUAGACUGUGGGUAGACACAGGAAAAAUAUAAGGGAGGGUCUUUACCCAAGAAGCAUAGAGUUCAGAUGUGGAGUUAACUGUGUUCAUUUAUUCAUUGACUCAGGAAUCAAGCCCUAUUGUGUGCUAAGCUAGCUCCGUGGAAGAUAGAGGUAAUUGCUCUGUUUCUGGUGCAACGCAUAAGAUCCUAACCUCAGAGAGGUUGCACGCUGAACAGCAAGCCAGCAUGCAUAAAAAUAAGUAAAAUUCAACAGAAAAAUUUUUAGUUCAGAGAAUGUUGAAGGGGAGUUGGGAUGAUGAGAGAGAAGAAUUGCAACUUAGGAGGUAACAGGGCUACCAUUUUUUAAGUGCUUAUGUAUCAAACACUUGAUAUGUUAUGUAAUGCCCAGGAAAGCCUUGUUAGUUCGGCACAAUGUUUAUCAUUCUCGGGUCACAGAGGAAGAAAUUGAGACUCAAAAACAUAAAGUAACUUGCCUAGUUAGCAGGUGGGAAAACUCAACUCAGAUCCAGGUCUGAGGGAUGCCAAAUCUUAGCGGAGUGGGCGACGGGGGGGGGCUCAUUUAAACUAGAUUGGGUUUGGAGAGUUGGGAGAAUAUCAGUGAAUGGAACUACAAAUACUUAUUGAGACACUAUUACAUGCCACACUCUCGUCCAGGCACAAGGAGUAUGGCAAUUCCUUCUGCCCCAGAUGCCUUCCCCUUACCUCCAAAGCCCCAGAAGGGAGCUGGGAAAUAAAGGGUGAGUGAGAACACGGAGAAGCUAGAGUGGGGAGACAGGACAGGAGGAGAGAAGGGACGCCAAGCCCCUGCAGCCCAUCCUACUAACACUGCUGGCGGGGCGGAUUUCUAGGAAGAGGAGGGGACACAGAGGUACUUGGUCCUGAGAUCUUUGUCCUCUUUGAGGUCUGUUUGCUUAACCUCUUCCAAGCCAGGGGCUGGGAGGGGUGGGCAGGAGAGGGGAUGGAUGUGGCGGAAGCCCGCUGGGGAAAGAGACUCUGGGUGGGAAGAGAAUGUCUAUUACUCCAGCCCCUAGAGACCCAGGCUCGGGGAUUCCAUUUGCACAGAGUUUCCUUCCCCUCACUUGCCAGGAUGCUUCCCCUCACUUGCCAGGAUGUUUCAUACCAAAAACAUUCCAGAAAGCAGGCUCAAAGAGAUGACUCUGGGCCCCAGGGGGGAAGGCUGAAGCCCUAGGAAUAUUUAGUGCCACAUCAGUGCUUCUGGAAUGUGAAUAACCCAGACAACCACCGGGGGCAACUUGGGUAGACAGGAAAGGGCCUUCAGAAACCCAGGCAAGAAAGUCUUGGUCAGAAUUCUCACCUUAGCCUCAGCCCUUUCCUGGGGCAAGUCCAUCCAGGCUGUCCCUGAGUGGAAACCCCCUCACUGGGUAGUACCGAGGCUCCUCUGUGCAGAGCGGGGAGACCCCCACAGCAGGGGAGGAGCCCUUCCCUUCUCCCCAGACCCCAGUCAGGCUGUCCUGGACCUUCUGAUGGGCUGGUGGGAAGGGGAAAUGGCAAUGCAACAGUCCCCUGCAUGGCACAGUGCCCACAUCCCACUAGAGCGUCCGCUCAGCUCUGCAAGCCAGAAUCCAGAGACUCACUGACAGCCAGAGCAUGUCUGGACUGUGAUGAAGCCAGGACAAAGGGCGAGCUGAGGAGCCUGGGCAUUUUUAAGAGGAGACUGGGGUUGGGGGGAUACAUUUGUAUACAAAACGGACAAAAACCUCUACCCUUACGGGGUUUCCAUUCUAGUGGAGGAAGAUAGACAACGCAAUAGAUAUAAUAAAUAGGUGAAUUAUAUAGUAUAUUAACAGGUCAUAAGCAUAUGAGGAGAAUGGGAAGGGGACAGGGAAUAACGUUUUAAAUUGGGGUGAUCAGAGAAGGGCUCAUCGAGAAGGUGACAUUUGUGCAAAGACCUGAAGGAGGGAGGUGCUAACCACAUAGAUAUUUGGGGGAACAGUGUUCCAGGUGGAGGGAACAGACAAUAGAAAUGCCUUAAGUGGGAGAAGGUCAGGCUAGUUCUAAAACAGCCAUUGAGGUUUUCGGGCGAGCAACAUGGCACCUGCCAUGCCUAUGCUAAUGGUUCCGCCGUGGCCCGCAGCCCAGGGACUCCUCCGGAACUGUUGGGAGCAACUGCAGUGGAAACUUUGGCAGAGCCGGCCAGGCUUUCCCAGUCCUCAAUGGGGACCAGCAUUAGCGGUCCAAGGUCCAGCUAUAUUUACAGAACCAGCAAAUGAUACCAAUGGAAGGAAGGAAAUUUCCAGUUUUUUGGAGAGCAUCUUUUGGAUGGCAGCUCCCAAAGACAGACGCAGUAUUGAAGUUAACAGGUGUAGGAGAAGAAACCCUCAUAAGCUUAUUAAAGUUAAGAACAAUAUAGACGUUUGUCCUGAAUGCGGUCACCUGAAACAGAAACACGUCCUCUGUGGCUAUUGCUGUGAGAAGGUGUGUAAAGAGACAGCGGAAAUCAGAGGACAGAUAGGGAAGCAAGAGGGAGCCCCUUUCAAGGCUCCUACCGUGGAGAUCAUGGUGCUGUACUUGGGGGGAGACACCCUCCGAGCAAGAUCAGGGUAAGAGGAUCAUUGAGAGAGAACGGAAGUGGCCAUCCUGGUUCACCCAGAAUUGACACCAAACAUGUUUCGAGAGGAUAACUUCACAUAAGACAUUUCUCCUGAAAAAGAGGAAGAUUCUUUGUUUUUAUGUUGGUUGUGUGCUUGUUUUUAAAUCAUCAGCAUAGCCUAAAGCAUUCUCUAUAAGCAGUUAGGUUUUUUGCGGGUAAUUUGAAGAAUGCCUCAGGAGUAAAGUCUGAAAAUGUUCGUUUAUGCAGAGGCUCAAUGGAUUUCUGUUUCUAUUAUACUAUGCAGUUUUAGUACACAGAAUUUUCAGGACAGAAAAAUAAAACCUAAUUUAAAAUUCAUAGCCAGAAUUAUGCGUCUGGGCUCUGGUUUUGUUUGCCACUGGUUUUGCUUACAAGAAUACUUACACAAAUGCUUUUGUUUAAGUAACACCUGAAAAUAGGUUAGUUAAAUUCUGGGUAUCGCUCUUUUAAGAUGGUAGAUGUAGCAGUAAGAAAAAGUUCGUUCUGUUUGGUUUUUUUGUUUGUUUGUUUCAGCAAAUUAAAAUUGCCUUUGUAUAGCACUUUAAAACAAAAAAAGCCAUUGAGGCUGGAACAGAGUGAGUGAAGGAGAAAGUAACAGAGAGAGGGUCAAGAUAGGAGGCAGGGGUCGAGCAGUAGAGCACCUAGGGCCUUGUGAAGCAUUAUACAGGUUAUGGUUUUUUUCUGAGUGAAAUGGGGAGCCAGUUGGAGGUUUUGAGCAAAAGGAAUGGUGUAAUCGGACUAAGGAUGUUUUUGUUAAUUCCUCUGGCUGCUCAUUGAGAAUAGCCAGGGGGUGGGGGUGGCCUGCAGGACUUGAGGGAUGUUGCGUCCACUAUUCGAGUGGGAAAGGUGGCAGGUGGAGGGGGGUGGGGGAAGCUAGGGAGCACUUCGACCUCCAGCGGCGAUGAGAGGUAUAAGGAGUCUGGAAUUUGGGAAAGAGAUGUGAGUUGGAGAUAGAGAUUUAGGAGUUGUUGCUAGGAAAGAGUUUCUGCUUUGGGUGGAAAAGCACCUUAGUUGAUCUCUGAAGUCCCUGAGUUCUAAAGGUUCUAGGAUUUUAUUGAAUAGGAAAGCAGUUAUUUGUAUAGCUGAUCAGUUGUUUGUGAAAGCUUGACAGCCUUGACAGCGGGGGAGGUGGGUGUUGCUGAGCUGGGGAGGCAGCUCUGCCUGUUUGCAACUGGCUUUCUCCUCCUGAGGAAGACAACGGGGCUUCUCCCAUCCUUGGGAGAAGGCUGGGGGGCGGGUUGGGGAGGAACGGUCCGUUGGUAGAACUGAGUCUUCCUGUACGAGAGGGCUGUACUAAAAGACUUCUCAAGACCCUCCCGCUCUGAAACUUUACGGCUGUGCAUCUUCUAAGGCUUUUACAGGUUUUAUAAGAACAUGGGAAAUGUCACCCUUGGGCCAGGGCUCUGCCUCUGACACUGGCAGAGGGGAUGGGAGUUGCCUUGUACAACCCAGGCCCCAGAGAAGAAGCCGGCUCCCGGAUUCCCAGUUCUCUUCCUGUGUUUCAGAGCUUCCUGCUUCAGAUCACUGGGGAGCUUGAGCGCAGCCCACAGGGGCCUGGGAAUCUGCAUUUUUAACAGGCCUGGUGAUUGGUUCUGAUAACACCGAAGUUUGAGAACUGACUCCAGGUGAGAGCCUUAACUUGCCUCUACAGAGCUGCUGCCUUUAGAGGAAUUUUAUGCCACUGGGCACACAGCUUCUCUCUGGGAUACAAACCUCUUUCUCUUUCUCCCUCUCUUACUCUUAUUCUGCCUCCUUUUGGCUCUAAAAUGCUCCCAUCACUGAUUGUUUCUCGGAAGAAUUCCCCAUGCUUUUCAGGCUCUUCCCUCCUCACUCCAGGCACCAGUCCUCUCCCCCAGCUAAUCCCACCUUCUCAAUUUCACCUUUUCCCCUCUGGGGGCAUUUAGGUCAUGUUGGGAGAAUGAGUCAUCCUAGGGUUGGGGAGGGGGGCUUUAAGUCCAUAAAUGGGCAAAAACUCUGAUUUCAGGUCUCAGUCUCUAGGAAAGAGCCAAUUUCUCCCCACUGUCCCCCGCCCCCAAAGGAAUUCCCCAGAGAAAAGGAAGGCGUUGGGAGAGGUACUGACCAAUGAAAUUCUAGAAACAGCAGUUUUUUAGGAGAUAGGAGACUGACUCAGCUUCCCUGAUAAACAGACAGUGCCGGCCAGGAUUUUCCCAGCCCAAGAGGCCAAAAUCCCAUUUCCGGGCGGAAACGAGGGCCCAGCCAACACCACCCCCUCCCUACUCCUCACUGCUUUCCCCUCCUAGGAGAAUGCAGCUCCAGGCGGUGCUGACCCGGGCUCUGGACAGCACAGGCUCUCAGCUAUCCCAGCAGGGCUGACCACAUGCCUCACCCAGACCCCGGGGAAAGGGUGCUGUGACCUUUUAAAGUUCCCUGGCUGCAUUCUGAAUCACCCUCCAGCCUGGCCUGCAGUGUCUUCCUGAUCCUUGGCUGUGCCCAUCAAGCAGGUGGGCCCCUGGUUGGUAGCAGACCAGCCGCUGGCAUGGAGCCCCCCCUCUGUUAAGGGACCCCUGGCUUGCUCUGCCUCCCAGCCCAGUGCUCAGUUCUCUGUGAAUGGAAAAGCCAUCGACCAGGUGGCACCUGGGGAGAGCUGGCUGUCUCCUCCUCAGAACCUCACACAGUGGCCAGGUCUCCCUUGAGAUCCUUUCACAAUUCAGGGUCUGGGCCUCCCGUGGCUCCUCAGAAACCUUGCUUGCAACAGGCCCAGGAGACUAGGGGGCAGACUCACAAACCUCCAGGAGAUGAACAGACACAGCCAGAAUGCCAAUUUGCUGAUUUAUAAUGAAAAAUAGAACUGCUGUGAAACCCACCAGACACUCGGGUUUGCUGAUGAGCACGUUCGCCGUCUGUUGGCCAUUUCACACGAGGGGAAGCCGAGACUCAGUGGGACGGUUACUCGGGCAGCACAGGAGCUGGGCAGGGAACGCU
Messenger RNA from Orcinus orca (killer whale), 6382 nucleotides. Its product is annotated as 39S ribosomal protein L32, mitochondrial-like. Gene Ontology annotation, molecular function: structural constituent of ribosome. Gene Ontology annotation, biological process: translation. The coding region runs from base 2899 to 3414 and encodes 171 amino acids. NCBI's taxonomy places the organism in Eukaryota, Metazoa, Chordata, Mammalia, Artiodactyla, Delphinidae. The record is from RefSeq and is a predicted model, not a curated record. Gene Ontology annotation, cellular component: mitochondrial large ribosomal subunit. The transcript has a single exon.